Molecule: messenger RNA, 207 nt
Organism: Gongylonema pulchrum
Lineage: Eukaryota; Metazoa; Nematoda; Chromadorea; Rhabditida; Gongylonematidae
Source: the annotation of a GenBank genome assembly
AUGGCAAUUGGAACAAAAAAUGGUGACGCAAAUGAUGAACAGCUGGCAUGCAUGGACGAGGAUGAUCUUGAAACCUUAAAAGAAGUGCGUGAACAAUUCUUGGCUGCUGAUCCUGUGGAAAUUAAGGAAAUUACCGAGCAUGCAAAACAGGUUGACAGAUUUAAAAUUCUUUAUCAUAUUUCAGGCAAAAGUUAUCAACUGUCAUAG